Molecule: messenger RNA, 805 nt
Organism: Manduca sexta (tobacco hornworm)
Lineage: Eukaryota; Metazoa; Arthropoda; Insecta; Lepidoptera; Sphingidae
Product: intraflagellar transport protein 22 homolog
Exons: 4
Coding region: 253-801 (182 amino acids)
Biological process (GO): intracellular protein transport
Cellular component (GO): endomembrane system
Molecular function (GO): GTPase activity
Source: RefSeq, a predicted model, not a curated record
UUAAGAAGAUACCAUAUUGCCUUUAAAAGUUUGAUACCGUACUUGUAAAAAAUCCACAUUAAAUUGACAACACAACAUCUGUUAGGUCUGGUUGCCUUAGUAAUACACAAGCAAACAAAAAUAUUCGUAGAUCACAGUACUUAUUUUUUGUAGCUCGAACACUUAGACCAAUAACUCGUUUUCUAAGCUCGGAGAUUAAUAUCCCAAGAAUUAAUAGAAUAUUGUUUUUAUGUGUAAUAUCAAUUCCGAAAAAUGUUUCCUAAUAAGUUAAAAAUUCUGUUCAUAGGACCAUCCGAUAGUGGAAAAUCACAGAUAGCAAAUUGUCUUCGGUCAGAUUCAAUAAACAUUGAAGAAGCCGGCACUCCGAGACCAACGCAAGGCGUCAGAAUAGUGGAAUUCGAACUUUCUAAUUUGAAUGUCAAUGGAAAAAUUGUUAACGUCGACAUAGAAUUGUGGGACUGCAGUGGCAAUCAUAGGUUUGAAUCAUGCUGGCCUUCACUUCGAGUAGGAGUUCAAGGAGUAAUUUUAGUAUGCUCACCCAACACGGCAGACACAGCUUCAAGAGAACUGGAACUUCUUUAUAAUUACUUUGUGUCGCAGCCUAAGCUGCCAGCCAAACAAUGUGUGGUUUUCUACAAUUGUACUGACGAACAAGAUGUUAUCGAUUCUUUAAAUUUGUCACCUACAUUUUCAAAGGUUUCUCAAGUUCCAAUUAAUAUGAAGUCUGGAGAUGACAGACUGAAGGUAGAUUUUUCCAACUACAUAAUUUCUGUAUUACAAUCAAUAAACAAAGAAAAGUAAAAAA